AUUUAAACCAAACCUCUUGGCGUCCAACUUCGCCAUCGUUUCCAUUUACGAUCAUGGAAGUCAAGAAAGACCAGCACACAUCUCCACCGUCUGAGAUGAUCCCUAUCGUUGAUCUAAGCAACCCGGACGAAGAGCUAGUGUCACGUGCGGUGGUUAAGGCGAGCCAAGAGUGGGGGAUAUUUCACGUGGUGAAUCAUGGGAUCUCGAUGGAUCUGAUACGGAGGUUGAAGGAGGUUGGUUCACAGUUCUUCGAGCUACCGGAGACGGAGAAGAAAGCUGUAGCGAAACCAGAUGAUUCCCAAGACUUCGAAGGUUACACGAGGAAUCUCAAGUAUACAGAAGGAGAGGUUUGGGCAGAAAAUCUUUUCCACAGAAUCUUGCCACAGUCAUGUAUAAACUACAAAUACUGGCCGAGAAACCCUCCGCAGUACAGGGAGGUGACUGAAGAGUACACAAAGGAGACCAAGAAGCUAUCGGAGAGGCUUUUGGGUUUUUUAUCAGAAGGAUUAGGGCUACGGCAUGAGGCGUUAAAGGAAGGUCUGGGUGGCGAAAAGUCGGAGUAUGUACUGAGAAUCAACAACUUCCCGCCUAAUCCACAACCGGAUGCGACCUUGGGACUGCCGGAGCACACUGACAUCGUCGCACUCGCACUCAUCGUCACCAAUGAAGUUCCAGGUCUUCAGGUUUUCCAUGAAGACCACUGGUUUGAUGUCCAGUACGUUCCCUCUUCCAUAACAGUCACCGUCGGUGAUCAGAUACUGAGGCUGAGCAACGGGAAGUACAAGAAUGUGUUGCAUAGAGUAACGGUGGAUAAAGAAAAGCAGAGGAUGUCUUGGCCGGUUUUUGUCGAUGCUAAUCCUGAUGUCGUUAUCCGUCCAUUGCCGGAGCUGAUUACCGGCGAUAAUCCUUCUAUGUUCAAGCCUAUUGUCUGCAAGGACUUUAAAUACCGUAGGCUUUUCAAGCUUCCGGUCGACUGAUCCAAAUGAUAAUCAGUUUAUUUUUCAUAUUACCAAAAAAAAUCCCCAGUCCUGUGUGUGUGUGUUUAUGCUACGUAUUGUAAAAAUUAUCUUCUACGUAAGUUUAGUUCUGCAAAAGGACCAAAUAAUUUACUACAGUUUGGUCCGCCAUCGCUGAUGGCGGAAGCGAUGGCGGUCAGGUCAGCACUUAUCAACGCCCGUGAAAUGGGCUUCUCUAGAAUCUGUAUCAAAUCAGAUUGUCAAGCACUAGUUGCUAUCAUCUCUUCGAAUCAGCACCCGGCGGAUCUCCACGGAAUCACUCGGGACAUCGAGCAUCUAUCUCUUUCCUUUGAUUGUAUCUUCUAUGUUUUUAUUUCGAGAAACCUGAACUUUGUGGCUGAUGCCCUCGCAAAAUCUGCUCUGUACUCUGUUUCUACCAACUAGUUUCGGUUGGUCUGCAUCUUUAUAAUAUUCAGUGUUCAAAAAAAAA
Brassica napus (rape) is the source of this 1446-nucleotide messenger RNA. Its product is annotated as putative inactive flavonol synthase 2. Bases 54 to 977 code for a protein of 307 amino acids. NCBI's taxonomy places the organism in Eukaryota, Viridiplantae, Streptophyta, Magnoliopsida, Brassicales, Brassicaceae. The transcript has 3 exons. The record is from RefSeq and is a predicted model, not a curated record.